Molecule: messenger RNA, 1218 nt
Organism: Cladophialophora carrionii CBS 160.54
Lineage: Eukaryota; Fungi; Ascomycota; Eurotiomycetes; Chaetothyriales; Herpotrichiellaceae
Exons: 1
Coding region: 1-1218 (405 amino acids)
Source: RefSeq, a predicted model, not a curated record
AUGUCUCCGGCAUUCGGCGAACGUACGCCUCUACUAUGGCAGCCAGGCCCGAACCAGAACUACAACUCAACUCCGGCGCGCGACGAUGACCCCUCCACCACUACCACCGUCGACCCGCACGCCCAGUUCUGCAUGAUGGUAGGUGUGCCAUCGUUCGAACCGACGCCCGACGGGGCCAAAGUGGCACGGUCGCGCAUCCCCGCGAAAUCACUGUACGGGCGGGCGACGCGGCAACUGGCCAACCAGCGCUGGACAUACUACGGCACGGCGUCGCUGUCCAACACGCUGCUCCUCAGCCAGGUGGUGCUGGGCGCGGCGCUGACGGCCCUCGGGGCCAGCGCGUCCAGCCACAUCCUGAUCACCGUGUUCGGCGCGCUCAACACCAUCAUCGCGGGCCUGGUCGCGUACCUGAAGAGCCGCGGCCAGCCCAUGCGCGCCCGCAUGUACCGCGACGAUCUGGAGCGCGUGGUCGACGAGAUCGAGAACAGCGAGGUCAUGUGGUUGGGCAUCAGUCGCGGCGUGCACGGCUACGAGGACAUUGAUACCGGUGGUGGGGGCCCCAACGGCAACGGGAAGGACGCCGCUGGGGCCGUGACUGUCAGGAGCGAGGUCGCCAGGUUGACCAGGCUGUAUGAUCGCGCGGUGCGCAACAACACGGUCAAUAAUCCCGACAUGUACAUGACUGGGGCGAUCGAUGGGGGACAUUACAGCAUUAGUGGUGGCACCGGUGGCGCGACGCUCAGGAGUCGUGUCGGGCCCGGUGCCGUGGCCGUGGGUCCCGUGGGUGGUCCUGUCCCCGUGGGCUUGGUUGCGCCUGUCGUGAGCCAGCCGGUCGCGCCGGCUCCGGUGGCUCCCGCGCCGGUGUUGCAGGAGGUGCAUGAUCCGGACGAGAGUCCGGCGACAGCCCCACCUAAGCCGAAGGAGGAGAAGAAGAAGAAGGAUGGGGAGGAGGUUGCGAAACCGGAGGCGAGUAAGGAAGAUGAAACGGACGGGAAGGGAAAAAGGAAGGACGAGGAAGGAGAAACGCUGUCGAAGGCCCCAACCGUUGCGGACAAGCCACUGGGCGAUGGAGCGGCGGCUGAACCGAACACGCCGGCACCAGCACCAGCACCAGCACGUCAAGAACCAGACCAUGACCCUGAUGCCGAGCCUGCGAGCGACGUGAACGUGCCGUUGAAGAAGGUCGCUGGUGAUGCUGCGGAAGGGGAGGCUGAAUAG